CACAAGAUUGCUCUGUGUUACUGACCUAUGUCCAGGACGUUAUCAUUUUACUUAUCGCGUCUUGUCUUCUUGUAUGCUGUUCCUUGGCUAUUGAAACAGCACAGGUCUGUGUGUUUUGUGUACUUCAACUUGUUGAAUACCAAUACCCUGCCCUCUGCGCAAAGAGCACUCAGUGAACAAGGUUCAGGAAGAUAACAAGAGGUGAGUGGCUGACGCAGAGCUCGUGUUAUGUUACCAAAGGCUCAUAUCAGAUUACUGUAGACAGCAGGUUAGGUGACACUGUAGCUGUAUUCAGAUCGCUGUGGCUCGAACAAACCAGGAACUGGAACUAACAAAGGAGUUUUAAAGAAGCUAAAGAAGCUAACAGAGGGCUUCCUGUUGUUUUGAGAAGAGUGUUACCAUGGAUAAGAAGACACAACAUUGCAUGCUGCUGUUGCUGUGUUUGUCAGGGCUUGUUCGCUAUUCAGCAGCCUUCGUGUUUUGGACAGCCGUGGUGGAAAUAAACUACGUUAACAGCAACAAUGUGACUGUGGACAAAUAUUGUGAGUGUGGGGUGUAUGGUCGUAACUCUCCCCUGGAGAAAGCCUCAGGCAUUGUUAUGCUUCCCAAGGGAGACCCCAGAGGCUGUGGCUCAGCUGUCUACAACCGCAAUUCCAGCUCACCGCCUUGGAUAGCCCUGGUUAAAAGGGGCAACUGCACCUUCAAUGAGAAGAUCAAUGCUGCCAAACUUGAAGGAGCAGCUGGUGUGGUGGUGUAUAAUGUGGAUGGCAGUGGCAACAGCACCACUCACAUGGCACACUCAGAUGCAGCUGGUAUUGUGGCUAUCAUGAUUGGCAACACUCAGGGCAUGGAGGUUGUCAGGUUGGUGCAGAAUGGGACAGAUGUUCAGAUGCUUAUUGAUGUAGGCAGCCCUCAUGGACCCUGGAUGGACACCUACUGGCUUUACUUCCUGUCCAUCGCCUUCUUCAUUGUGACAGCAGCCUCUAUCACCUACUUUGUGUUUAUCUCUGCAAAUCGUCUCUACAAUCUGAAUAUGCAUAGGCGCGCUGAGAGGAGGCUGAAAUCGGAGGCUAAGAAGGCCAUUGGGCGUCUACAAGUACGCACACUCAAGAGAGGGGAUGAGGAAACUACUUCUGACUCCCAUAUGUGUGCCGUAUGUAUUGAAUCCUACAAGGCAGGCGAAGUGGUGACAGUGCUAACAUGUGAUCACAUCUUCCACAAAACCUGCAUUGAGCCAUGGCUGCUGGAGAGGAGGACCUGCCCUAUGUGUAAGUGCGACAUCCUGAAGGCCCUGGGGGUUGAGGAGGAGACAAAAGAGAGCAUUUCUGUUGAAUCACCACCAGAUGUCACUGUGAUCACAGUGACAGAAGAAUCCUUGUACGAGGUACCACUGACCGACCCACCUAGCCCUGACCCAGAGAGAUAUCAGCAUCUCUAUGACAACAGGGCCUUCGAGGGAGAAUCACAGGCCGCAAGAGGAUGAAUUACAGCAACACAAACAAAACAGCAACAAACCAGGACACAGUAAAAUUCCCUGUUCGAAAAAUAUAUUUUCAAAACAAUUCCAAGGAUUUAGAACCUUGUAAUUAGCUUGGAUGUCAUUGCAUUUUCUGUGUGUCUGUCUUGCAACUGUGUAGGUAUUGGGUGUGUUCAUAAAGCUACCUUUAGAUGGUCAGAAUAGAUUCUGAGAACUGAGUAGUCCUAGAUUGUGGUCAGUGUCAAAUUUCUGUUUUGCAUAGUGAAAACACCAGCUGAACACUAGUUAGGGAGGAAGUGCAGCAGUGCACAUAACAAUCUGUUUGAAAUUUCCUUCCACAAAAAGCUUAAUGGCUUGCAUUGUUCACAAGCCCUCACAAUUGACCACUGUCUUUUUUAUUCACAGCAGAGUCUGUUUCUCCUAAUUCAGUUAAUUUAAACAAUUUGACUUUGUUUCUGCUCUUUUAAAAUUGAAGUGUGUUUUCCAUUUUAAGUAUCAGGUUGUCAGGCUCGAACACACCCUUAUGAACACACCCUUGACUAGAAAUGCAGCAUGACACACAUUGCACUGCGAUGAGUGAUCACCUGAGGGGCUGGGGCUCUUUAUAAACAUGGUCUGUAGGAACAUGUUUACCACAUACCAAAUAAGAAUUUUCAAGCCCUUUAUAAUUUGUAGCUGCUACUUUUGAAAAAUUGAAAGUCCCUCAGUAGUAUGGCAAUGCAGUAAAUGUCAUAGGUUCUGUAGAUUAUUUAUGCAUCCAAAGAAUGUUAACUUGACUAUAGGGAAAAUUAUCUUUAUGUGUACUGUUUUUUGAAAUUAUAUGUAUUGAGAUAGAUUUAUCAAUCAUGAAGUUCUACCUGUUUAAGUAAUAUAUAACAUGAAUAGUUCUUCUCUAAAAAGCUUAUUUUCAUAUACAGAUUGUUAUUGUUGGACAGGUCUUCCAGGUUUUUCCUUGAAAUUAUUUGAAAUGGAGAUUAUUCAGUCCUUGUGGUCUACCUCUGAACUCUCACAUGGGUAAAUUUUGGAACAUAUUUAAGAUUCUUACAAUUUCAUGAUUAAGUGUGUCCCUUUGUAAAUGAUAAAGCUAAAGACCUGUUUCAUUUCUUUGUUUGCUGGUGAGGAUAUGAUGAUUUUGGUACUUAAAAUAUUUUUCUGCAUUGAAUCAUUUUCACUACUGUUUUACAGAUUCCAGGAGUCUUCAAUUGUUAUGUAAAAAUGAAUAUUACUUGCUGUUUUAAAUCACAUUGAUGCUUAUUAGAAUGCAAUAAAUCCCUCAAAAUGAGGCCAACUUUAUGAGCAUA
Messenger RNA from Micropterus salmoides (largemouth bass), 2778 nucleotides. RefSeq names its product E3 ubiquitin-protein ligase RNF128-like. Gene Ontology annotation, cellular component: nucleoplasm; cytoplasm. The transcript has a single exon. The record is from RefSeq and is a predicted model, not a curated record. NCBI's taxonomy places the organism in Eukaryota, Metazoa, Chordata, Actinopteri, Centrarchiformes, Centrarchidae. Bases 401 to 1483 code for a protein of 360 amino acids.